UUUCGCUCAGAUACGAUGAUGGCUUCUCAAGUGGAGAGAAGAAACCCUAACAGUACCAUGUUUAACCGUGAUGCAGUGAAGCACCUUCUCCAAUUCCGAUGUGUCGCCAACUUCUGGAAUUCUCUAAUGUUCUUCGCCAGAAAACAUUUUAAGCGGAACCCUAACAUCAUCAAUUUAUCCCCUAUUCUUCCUUUUGAUCUCAUAACAGAAAUCCUCUCUAGGGUACCCGUCAAACUUCUUCUCCAAUUUCGAUGCGUAUGCAAAUCAUGGAAUUCUCUAAUAUCUCACGAUCCCAAUUUUGCCAAAAAGCACUUUAAGAUGUCAACCACGCCCAACCUCCACGUCAUAAGCUAUGACGAUCCUUCCAAGCGUCCUUUUGAACAUUAUUUACAUUACAUUGUUGGCUCUUGUGAUGGGAUCCUUUGUCUUGCCGAUUUUCAUAACUCUUUUGUUGUACUGUGGAAUCCUUCCAUUAGAAAAUUCAAGGAAUUGCCCCCUUUUGAAAAGCCACAAGUGGCUGGUUCGGCAAAGUUUGGGUUCGGUUAUGAUCAUCUUUCUCAUAGUUACAAAGUGGUUGUUCUUUACAACUCCUAUAGAUGUGAUAUCAUUGAAGAUACAAUUAAAAUAAAGAUUUAUAAUUUGAGAACCAAUUCUUGGAGAAGCUUUCAGAAGUUACCUUUUACUACUGAAUUCGGCUCUGAUCAAUCGGGAGUAUAUGUCAGCGGUACAAUUAAUUGGUUGGCCUCUACUAAAUGGCUUCCUCCACUUUUUAUUGUUUCUUUUGAUUUAGGUAAGGAUUCUUAUAAAAAAAUUUUUCCUCCUGAACAUGCAGAGUUUGAUGGGAGGUCGAAAUUGUGUGUGUUGAAGGAUUGCUUGUGCAUAAUUUGUGAUUAUGAUAUUUGGAUAAUGAAGGAGUAUGGAAUUAAAGAGUCUUGGACUAAAUUGUUUAAACUCUCUAACUUGCCAGGUCAAAGAAAAGGUAUCUGGCGUUCUUACUUGACCAAGGCAUUAGAUAUUUUUGAAGAUGAUCAAGUAUUGUUGGUGGAGAGAUGGAAUAAGAAGUUGAUAGUUUACGAUUUUAAGAAUGACACUUUUAAGGUUACUUCAUUGUUUCCAACCCUUCCAGAAAUCUGCACCGAGAGUUUGAUAUCACCUUGUUCUUAAUGUUAUUAAUUAAUGCUAGGAUGUCACUCGAGCAUUUCAACCACAAUUUAUAUGUUAGUUUAUGUUUAUGUUUUUUAUUUUGUAAUUGCUAUGUUUACGGGUUUCUGUUAUUUUAUACUAGGGAAAUGUUUUAUGUUUAGAGUAAUAAAUCUGAAAUUUUAUCUUUUAACUUGUAUAAUUCAUGUCUCAUAUUUAAUGUGA
Vicia villosa (hairy vetch) is the source of this 1365-nucleotide messenger RNA. RefSeq names its product F-box/kelch-repeat protein At3g23880-like. NCBI's taxonomy places the organism in Eukaryota, Viridiplantae, Streptophyta, Magnoliopsida, Fabales, Fabaceae. The record is from RefSeq and is a predicted model, not a curated record. Gene Ontology annotation, molecular function: protein binding. Bases 16 to 1164 code for a protein of 382 amino acids. The transcript is spliced from 2 exons.